AGCGUCUGGAUGGAGCCCUCAGACAUCCCGGAGACCACCACCCCUUUUGAGUAUGAUCCUCAGAGCUUUCUGUGUGAGAAGAAGACCUUUGUCUUUGCCACCUUCAGCACCACCAUCCUGUACUGCCUGGUGUUCUUCCUCAGCAUGGUGGGCAACAGCCUGGUGUUGUGGGUCCUGGUGAAGUAUGAGAGCCUGGAGUCCCUCACCAACGUCUUCAUCCUCAACUUGUGUCUCUCAGACCUGGCGUUCUCCUGCUUGUUGCCUGUGUGGAUCUUGGGGUACCACUGGGGCUGGUUGUUGGGAGACUUCUUUUGCAAGCUCCUCAACAUGAUCUUCUCCAUCAGCCUCUACAGCAGCAUCUCCUUCCUGACCAUCAUGACCAUCCAUCGCUACCUGUCCGUGGUGAGUCCCAUCUCAUCCCUGCGUGUCCACACCCUCCAGCGCCGCGUGCUGGUGACCAUAGCUGUGUGGGCAGCCAGCAUCCUGUCCUCCAUCCCCGAUGCCAUCUUCCACAAGGUGUUCCCUUCGGGCUGUGAUUAUUCAGAACUCGAGUGGUUCCUAGCCUCAGUCUACCAGCACAACAUCAUCUUCCUUCUCUCCUUGGGGAUUAUCCUGUUCUGCUACGUGGAGAUUCUCAGGACCCUGUUCCGCUCGCGGUCCAAACGGCGCCACCGGACAGUUAGGCUCAUCUUCACCAUUGUGGCGGCAUACUUCCUCAGCUGGGCUCCCUACAACCUGAUCCUGUUUCUGCAGACACUGUUGAAACUUGGCGUCAUUCGGAGCUGCGAGGUCAGCCAGCAGCUGGAUUAUGCCCUGCUCAUCUGCCGCAACGUUGCCUUCUCCCACUGCUGCUUCAACCCGGUGCUCUACGUCUUUGUCGGGGUCAAGUUCCGCAGACACCUCAAAAGUCUGCUCCGGCACUUCUUGCUCUGCCGGCAACAGGCACCUGGCCUUCCCCUGUCACCUCACCCCCCAGGUGCCUUCACCUAUGAGGGCAUCUCCUUUUAUUGA
Messenger RNA from Globicephala melas (long-finned pilot whale), 1011 nucleotides. It is a transcript of the gene XCR1, whose product is annotated as X-C motif chemokine receptor 1. Gene Ontology annotation, molecular function: C-C chemokine receptor activity; C-C chemokine binding. Gene Ontology annotation, cellular component: external side of plasma membrane; membrane. Lineage: Eukaryota; Metazoa; Chordata; Mammalia; Artiodactyla; Delphinidae. Gene Ontology annotation, biological process: G protein-coupled receptor signaling pathway; immune response; positive regulation of cytosolic calcium ion concentration. The record is from RefSeq and is a predicted model, not a curated record.